AUGUUUAUACUCCUUUAUUUUUUGGAUGAAAUAGCAAUAUUCAUGAAGGAUAGAAUUCUCCAGCAUCAUAAUUUAAAAGAUGUCAAAAUUAUUAAUAUAUCCUCAGAAACCUAUUUACUUUAUAGUAAAUAGUAUAAUGAUUGCAUUCAAGUAGGAUUUUUGAAGUAAUAAGUUUUAAUUUGA
Paramecium sonneborni is the source of this 183-nucleotide messenger RNA. NCBI's taxonomy places the organism in Eukaryota, Ciliophora, Oligohymenophorea, Peniculida, Parameciidae. The record is from the annotation of a GenBank genome assembly.